AUGCCGGUGGCCGACAUAGACUACAAGGAGUAUUUUACGGCCGAGAAGAUUGCUGAUUUAAAAGAGUCCUUUGACAGCUUCGAUUCUUCUGGAGAUGGCAGGAUAGGAGCAGAUGAGCUGGAUCAUAUCUUCCGAAAGCUGGGCUUCCCGAUGAAGUCUAAGCAGCUGCGGGGACUUCUCCGGGAUUUUGACAGCGACUCCUCUGGCGAAAUCGACUUCGAGGAGUUCUGCGUCAUGAUGCUGCGGCUGAAGUGCGCGAAGCAGAUGCGAUCUAUCAGCCCAGAGACGUACGACUGUCGCAGCCUAUGGCUGGAUGAGGGCUUCACAGCAAAAGAGCUGCAGAGGUCUGGCUACGGCAUAGCGCACAUGAAGGCCGCUGGCAUCUCUGUCCGCCAAAUACUGGCAGAGGCAGAGGUCACAGCCCUAGAGAUGCGCCGCUGUGGCUUCUCUGCUCAGGAGCUGCGCAAGGCAGGUAUGGGUGCCAGCGAGCUGCGCGCUGCAGGCUUCAGCUUGGCAGACCUCCGCUUAGCGGGCUUCUCGCAUGCUGUGCUGCAGACCACCAACAAGACUCUCCGAACCUACCUUUCGAAGGGCAAUCUCACCGUGCUGCCUCAGCAGAAUCCGAAGUUCGACCCCAAGAGAAAGAAGCACACGCCUUUUAUGAAACUCUGGUGGGCGCCGAAGACUUCAGAGGAUCCGAAACCUGUCACUCCUCGUAUCCGGGAGCACACUGACUACCGACCCAAGUCGAAGUCCUCCAGGCCAGCUACAACUGGCUCGACAGACCUUGGCAGGUAUGAGCACCCAGGACGACUGCCAUUCCUUGAUGGAUCGAGGACAAUGGGCAGUUAUUCUGGGUACCGCGCGAGUCAAUUCAUUGAUUCUCGACGGCCUUUUACAGCAGCGUGA
Symbiodinium pilosum is the source of this 909-nucleotide messenger RNA. NCBI's taxonomy places the organism in Eukaryota, Dinophyceae, Suessiales, Symbiodiniaceae. The record is from the annotation of a GenBank genome assembly.